AUGUCAUUGUGUUUUUCAGGUGUUUUGUUAUCGUGUUUCGUGACUUUGAGUAGAGCCCUUUACGGACCUCAUACCGAUGUCGUAGAGCUGACGGCAAAUAAUUUUAAAUCUAUGGUCAUGGAUAGUGAUUCAGUAUGGCUUGUAGAAUUCUUUGCCCCGUGGUGAGUUAAAAUUAUACCUCUGUGGUUUUAGUUGAUGCAAGAUUUUGUGACAAUGUAAUAAUGCCUCGACACGAUGCAAGAUUCAGGUCUAGCUAUGCUAAGCUAAGCAAUUACCGCAGCUAAAGUGGGAUGAAAAGAAGCCCAGGUUAUCAGCUUAGUUCUAUGCGAAAUUUUUCCAUGUAAAAUAGGUUUAAGCAACUCAUACCAGUAAUGCAAAAUGGAAUGUAAUAAAAUACCUUUCUUAAUUUAAUUUUGCCUAAUUAAUUAAGAUGAUCAUGUUGACCAUACAAAAGGAUAUAAACUGUUUACUAUAAACUUUUUAAACAUGUAAACAUUUUCCCCUGAGUUGCUGUUACUUAAGCCAGGUUCUUAUAUGAUACCAAUAACCCUGUGAGUGCCACCUGGGAUGCUGAGCUAACUGAAGUCGCCAGGAACAGAGCUGUAAUACUUGGCUCAAGUUCAACUUCACAAGCAUACCAGUGGCUAGCCUGCGACAACAUCCAUUUCUCCUCGCUCCUCGCCGCCAGGGACAUUUCGCGAGGAGGAACGUCUGAAACUCAGUGACAGAAAUUCCAUACUGAUGACGUAAAAUCUGUCCGGAAUCCAACGCUGAUUGGACAACAGACUAGUUACAUUGUUUUAGCUAUUGUUUACGAAUGACAGACAAAAGACAAAAGGCUACAAAGGUCAAAUGUAAACACGAUGAAUCUAUAACAAAACAGUCAAUAUUUGUGGAAUAUAAUCUCUACAAAAGAAGCAUUUAAGUUUUGCUAGAGCUUUUUCACAGAUGAAGACAACACUUUACCAAAAUCGACCAAGAGAAGUUUACUUAAAAUUGAACAAAAUUUGCAUUUGGAACCCCAUGACAUGACUACCGAAUCUUUAUGUAAACAUUGAUUUUUGUCAUCAGUAUGGAAUUUCUGUCACUGAGUCACAGACGUUCCUCCUCGCGAAACAUCCACAAGUGUCGAGGAGCGAGGAGAAACAGCUGUUUUUGCAGGCUAACCAUUGCCCAACCUGCAAUGUUUCUUGUUGCCUGUCAUCAGUGUUAUAAAAUAUGUUGGUACAGUAUCCCAGGUGGUAGCCAUGUUGCAGUUAGAUCGACAGCAUAAUUAGAACCAGGUCAUAAGGGAACACAGAAACAUCUGUUGUCUUACAAAUGCCUUCGCUGGAAGAAGAUCUCCUGGGGACCCAGUGGAAUCCAGGCAUGGGUACCCAAAGGAGUGGGUGUUCCUGAAACCUUCUUGGCCAAAAUGUUCAGUCGUACUCUUCGUAAUUCUCAAACUCUCUCAACAGACAACUGAAUCAAAGAGCCUCUAAUUCCAUCCAGUGACAGUACUACCCCUUUGCUUUAAUUCAUGUGUAAAAAACCAUUUUCAACCAGUAAACAAAGGAUUGAAUACAGAAUUAUUGUUUUACUCGCAGCUCACAUUAAAUACUUGAACUGUCAACUGCCUGUGCACAAUUCUGGAUCACAGCUCAGUGCAUGAACAAAACAAAACCCUGUAUACUUCCUCCAAUUUGCUUUAUUUCCAAAGAAGCUAUUUGGUCCUUAAUGAAUGAUACAAGCAAAGGAAAAGGGACCAAAAUAAUAAUUACAUUUGACAGUUGAAAUAACAGGAAGUUCAAAAAUUUUCUUGCUCAACAUAUCAUCUCUCAAAAAUCAAUCCUUAAUGCUUAACCUUUUUCCUCACCCCGCCCUAAUCGGGGAUCAUCAAUAAUUAGGUUAACCCUUCAAGUCCCGAUAGUGACCAACAUCAAUUUUCUCCUACAAUAUCCAUAUGUUGCCAAGAGAAAUGAUUAUGAGAGUUAAUAAAAUGAUCACCAAAGAAAAAAUGCUUUGAUCUGUUAUCAAACUGUCUCAACUAUUUUGUUAAGGAAAUGUAUGAAAGUCAGUAUGGAGAAUUUAUAUAUGGAUUUCGGGGCUUAAAGGGUUAAGAACUAACAGAGUGAAUGGUUGGGUCAGCUGUGCAUAAAUCAAACAACAAUAAAUUUAUUGAGCAAAUUGUGUUCAAGUUGUUUCUUUGUUUCUGAAGGUGUGGACAUUGUAAGGCAUUAGCUCCUGAAUGGAUUAAAGCAGCAUCAGCUCUUAAGGUGCAGUUCUUAAAACCAUCAGAAUUAUUUUGUUUUAACCAUUAUUUUCAACUAUCACACAAUGCGCAAAGUUGUAUAUCUGUUCCCAUUUCUUGACAUGUCAAGUUUUGGUGCAAAGUAGAAAGUAAAACUUAAGCUCAUUGACUAUAGAUGAGUAUGGGGAAGUUGGCUAAAAAUCGGUGGGAGCCGUAAGCAAAAAUGAAAUGUAACCUUGACAACCCUAUGAGUGGCAACUGCCAGACACUGUGACUAAAGAACUUUUGCCUUUGAAAUUCAUCACCCAAAACUUUUCUUGACCUCUAGUUUACAAUGGCUGCAACUAUAGGCCAAGUUUGGAUUCGUUUACUGGCAGCUUUGUUACUUGGUUAUUGCAGACACCAACCUAUUAUAUAUAUAUAGCCAACUCAAGUUUCAACAUAGUUACGUAAUCCACGCAAGUUUCAUGCAAAAUGCGAAUAUUUUCAACAAAAUAUUACUAUAACCCUCCUUUUAUGAGGAAUUUUAAAAGCACAUCCAGAGGGAAAGGAGGGCUGUGAGCAAAAAGGUUAGCUGGAUGUAACAGGCAAUUAACCCCAGAUCACAUCUUAUAAUAGACUGUGGAGACUAUCAUCAAUACUUUUGGUGUUAUGCUACAACCUGUACAGUUACUAAUGUCACUAUGUUUUGUUGUUAGGGAGUUGUCAAAGUUGGAGCAGUAGACAUGGAUAAUCAAAUGAAUCAACAAAUAGGUGGCCAGUAUGGGAUCCGUGGAUUCCCCACAAUAAAGGUAUCUGUGUCUGAUGUUUAUAGCCCAAAAGUCUUCUGGAAUAGCUAACAGUCUUAUUCCAUUGUGCAUUUGGGUAGACACGUCGUACGCAUGUUUAUGAUGACUGCAAGACUUACACAUGAUUUUUCACAUCACACUUGAAAUCAUGUCAGUCUUGUGAGACUCAGGGCACCUACUUUGCCAAAAGUGGCUGGAUGGGUUCAUUCUUGGAUAGUGACAGUGCAUGGCAUUGACAGGUUUUAGUCUAAAUUUCAAGAAAAGACUGCUAUUUUUGAUUACUCUGUCCAUUGGAAAAUGCCCUUAGUAGUAAAACAUUCACAUGUAAUCCUUUUCCUGCUAAAUGAAAGCAAAUAUUUUUAAAAUUGUCUAUCUUAGGUUUUUGGAGCCAACAAGAACAAGCCAGAUGACUAUAAUGGUAUGUGUUGUCAGUUGUAGGGUUAUUUUACUAAAGAAUAAAGCGUUUUGUUGCUUUUAGUAAUAAGUAUUGGUGAUAAGUGUUGGCAAUAUUGGAGACGGUCAGUCACAGUGGUUAUGGUCAUGGUGAUGGUGGUAGUAAUUUAAAGGGGUUGUAACUGAUAAAUAUUAUUACAGUCAAACCAGGUCAAGCGUUCCCGUCGCUAACAAACUAAUGAAUUCAUUAAUGGAAAAAUGAUUUCGUUUGUUGAUUCAAUAAUCCAUUCAUAAAAUGAAUAAUCCAACGGUCAAAUUGUACCUCGAUUCAAUAAUCAAAUGUUGAUUUGGUUUAUGAACAAAAUCUACCUGUUCUUUAUUCUUGUCUGUUGUGUUCAAUCGUAUUUGCUUCCCUUUUCCUGCUGUUUACGAUUGCGUUUUUCAUUGCCUUUAAUCAAAAUAACAGCUAGAAUAGACAGACCGCAAACGCAAAGAAACUGACAAAGGCCGAGGAUCGAAAUCCACCAAUCACCGCACAUACACUGACCUCAGUUUGACCGUCGUGUUUUCUAAGAGGUCAGGCCUAGGUCUGUUGCACUGAUUAUUGGCAGCAAACUGGCGUACAUGUAACAGUUUGUUUGGGUUUCAACUUCAGAACUCGCCAGCACUUGACUCUCAGAAAAAAAAGAGGAAAACACAAAAUUCUGAGGUCAACUUGUGGAAAGUGUAAUUUUUCAAAAAACAGUAAUCGAAUCAACAUUCGAUUAUGGAAUCGAGGCUAAAUAUGACUAUUGGAUUGCUCAUUUUAUGAAUGGAUUAUUGAAUCAACAAACGAAAUCAUUUUUCCGUGAAUGAAUUCAUUAGUUCGGUAGCGACGGGAACGCUUGACCUGGUUUGACUGUAAUAUUAUUGUAACAGUUUGUAUCUUGUGCAUACCCUAAGGUGCUAGAACUGCACAGGCCAUCUGUGAUUCUGGUCUCAGUGCUCUCAAAUCCAUGGUGAAAGACAGGUUGUCAGGAGGAGGACGUCGAUCUGGUUCCAGUGGAGGAGGAAAGCAGGUAGAUUUUUAAAGCUUUGUUUAUUAAUUAUUGUUUGUCCUUUGACAGUAACUGUCAUCUUCUUCAGCUUUUUGUGAAAUUUUACAAAACCCUUGUUUAACAUCUUCUCAUGUUUUGAUCAAAGCAUGGAGAGAGUGGACACGCUUUUGCCAUUUUUGAAUUUAAGCCUUGUUGCAAAACGCAAGUAUCUGUCAGCACUUUAAAAUAAGUAUUUAAAUGUUUUUCACAGGGCAGUGGAAAAGCUGGAGACAAAAAGGAUGUUAUUGAGUUGACAGACAGCAACUUUGAAGAAGAAGUUCUUAACACAAAGGACUUGGUUCUAGUGGAAUUCUUUGCACCAUGGUAAGUGUUUUAAAGUUUUUAAAUUGAGCUUGUUAGGAGAUCAGUGUUUUUUCAGGAGUUAAGAGUAAAAAGUAAAGGGAUACCCAUAGGUUUCUUCAAUCCUGGAAUCCCAUUGGUUUUUAUGAAUUGGCUAAUCGCAAUCGUGGACAUUCCUUUUAAGACCUGCCUUAAGUAAAGAAAUAAGAUAAUGAAAUCAAACAAGUGCUGUGCUCAAAAAGGCACUUGACAAGGUCAAGGAAAAAUAAUAUGAGCAACUUUUGUUAAGUCAAGAUGGGUGGAAUUUUCAACAUUAAUUAUAAGCAAAUGAAGCUUAGUGGUAGUUUCCUUACAGGAAUAUCAGUCCUUUAAAACAUUUGCCAAAUCCCGCAUGGCAAAAUCACUAUUAAACCUGGUAUCCCAUUCAUAACGUACAUCCCAAAAUCAGUUGUGCUCCUGUUUGUCUCUAAAAUCCUGAAUUAUCCUAGCCUUCAACAUGUUGAAUCCUGUACCCAAGAAAACCUACUGCUGCUGGAUGCUCAAAAAGAGAGCCAAUGAUUUGCCUGCACAGCUGGUGAUUUUGCGUCUUUGCCGCUCAUUUCUUCACUUAACAAAAAAUAAUAAUGAUAAUAAACUCACUCAGUGCCAGCUAUGCAGGCUACUGCAGGAUCCAGCAGCUUUUCUUUAGCAAUCUUUUCUAUCAUCAUCAUUAAACUUCAAACUGGAGCUGAUAAAAGCAUUUAAUAUCUUCUUGUUUAUCCUAGGUGUGGUCACUGCCAAAGGCUGGCCCCAGAAUGGGCCAAAGCAGCAACAGAACUUAAAGGCAAAGUGAAAGUUGCUGCUCUUGAUGCUACCGUUCAUACUGUCUCAGCUAGCAGAUAUCAAAUUCAAGGCUACCCGUCCAUUAAAGUGUUUAAUGCAGGAGUUAAGAAUGCACAUAGUGUUGAAGACUAUGAAGGACCAAGAUCUGCUUCCGAUAUUAUCCAGUUUGCUCUGGAUAAGCUUGCAGAAUCCAUUGAGCCACCAGAGGUUUUACAAAUUGUUAAGAGUCAGGUACUGAAAGAAAACUGCGAUGACAAACCCAUCUGCAUUGUUGCUGUUUUACCACACAUCCUGGACACUGGGGCAUCUGGAAGAAACCAGUAUCUGAAAAUCAUGAAAUCAAUGGGCGAGAAAUAUAAGAAGAAGCAGUGGGGUUGGAUUUGGGCUGAAGCUGGGGCACAGCCAAAGCUUGAAGAUGCUUUGGGUAUGGGAGGAUUUGGUUAUCCUGCUAUGGCAGCCGUUAAUGUGCGCAAAAUGAAGUAUGCUACCUUAAAGGGUCCCUUUGACAAUAAUGGUGUUGAGGAAUUCCUAAGGACUGUUUCGGUUGGGCGUGGCUCCACCUCUCCUGUCAAGGGUGCAGCUUUACCCAGUAUUGACGACACAGAACCAUGGGAUGGAAAAGAUGGAGAGAUGCCAGUAGAAGAGGAUAUUGAUUUGUCAGAUGUAGAUAUGGAUGAAGAUGAAACACCUAAGAAGGAGGAACUAUAAGACAGUGCACCUGGCUUGUUUGUUAACUUGUGUGCCAAAUUUUUAUGUCCUGUUCCACAGCUUGUCCACAACAAGACUUCUUUCAAAUUUUGUUUUGUUGUGUCCAUAAUAUUUUCUAAACUCACUUGGAACUUAUUCCAUGUUGAGACCUUCAUUGUGGAUCGAAGUGCUCUAUAAAAGAUACACAAGCAAGUUUAGGAUGGAUUUUUAUUACUGGCAGGUUUCCUUAGUAUUAAAGUGAAAUUCUUCAAUAAAAAUAAAUAAAUGCCUUGAAAAGGGGGCUUAACAUGA
Porites lobata is the source of this 6608-nucleotide messenger RNA. NCBI's taxonomy places the organism in Eukaryota, Metazoa, Cnidaria, Anthozoa, Scleractinia, Poritidae. The record is from the annotation of a GenBank genome assembly.